AUGACGCUUGGGUCACGAAGAUCGAUUUUACGAGACCUGCCAGGGCCGGGACUCGGACCACUGACACCAUUGAAAGCCACGGCCAAAAUCAAAAACCGGGUCAAAUCGAGCAGUAGAACAAGGGAAUUGGUGCAGGUGGAGGAAGGUCAAGGGCAAGAACAAGAAGAAUCGCAGCAGCAUCAGAAACAUCAACAACAACAUCAGGUGCUUGAUCAGGCGCAGGAACAGCGCAGCAGGAGGAGAAGGAUCCUUAGUGCUGCGAGUACUCGUGGUAGAGCAGGCAUUGUCACUCGUCCCAAUACUGAAGAGUCGGCAAGCCCUCCGGCAUAUUCAUAUCCAGAUCCAUCACCGAACGCCCGUGACACCCCGACGCCAGAAGCAGAAACAGAAACAGAAACAGAAGUAGAAACACAGCGAGAGGAAGCCCAACAAGAGUCUCAAACACCAGCACUAUUGUUGUCGUACGAGGACAAGAGCAACAACCAUCAGCAGCACCUCAUUGCCCGUACACGAUUCUGCUCGAGUACGGAUACAAAGCUCCGUCUCGGCAUCUACCAGUUCCUCGUCUUUGCCCGUAUCGAACAAUCCCAUCUCAUCAGGCUCACAAGGGCGACAGGCGACGUUGGUGGAUCCUGGACUGAUAACGGUACGUGCCAGUGUUUAGGGAGGAUCCAUACAGAGGCUGCAGCCCCCUAUGGUCCCUACUGA
Molecule: messenger RNA, 708 nt
Organism: Exophiala oligosperma
Lineage: Eukaryota; Fungi; Ascomycota; Eurotiomycetes; Chaetothyriales; Herpotrichiellaceae
Exons: 2
Coding region: 1-708 (235 amino acids)
Source: RefSeq, a predicted model, not a curated record